AACCAAUAGCUUCAGUAUUAUGCGCAGAUGUGAGGCGCAGACGUCAAAUGUUUUGGCGGUGAUGUUUGAAGGAAUGUCCAACACUCCAGAAUUUCACGAGUUGUUCGUCAUCACAUCUUGAUACUGUGAUGCCAGUUGCUUCCAUGCUAUAACUAAGAUUCUUGACCACAAAGGAUGCUGCAGGCAGUAACUGACAAUCAAGACUAUGGACAAUUAUCAUGUGUUAGAGCUGAUAGGAGAGGGAUCCUUUGGAAAGGUGUACAAAGGCAGGAAGAAAUACUCAGGACAGGUUGUGGCACUGAAGUUUAUUCCCAAAACUGGAAGAUCUGAGAAAGAACUAAAAAACUUGAGGAAGGAGAUUGAAAUCAUGCGAGAUUUGCACCAUGAAAAUAUUAUAGAAAUGUUGGAUAGUUUUGAAACUGAAAAAGAGGUAGUUGCUGUUACUGAUUAUGCAGAGGGAGAGCUCUUUCAGAUUCUUGAAGAUGAUGGGAGUUUACCAGAGGAACAGGUGGGUUUAAUAGCCUGUCAGCUGGUGUCAGCACUAUUCUACCUUCACUCUCAUAGGAUCUUGCACAGAGACAUGAAGCCACAGAAUAUCCUCCUAGGAAAAGGGGGUGUAGUCAAACUGUGUGAUUUUGGGUUCGCAAGAGCUAUGAGUAUUAACACUCUGGUACUUACAUCUAUAAAGGGGACACCUCUAUACAUGUCACCUGAAUUGGUUGAAGAAAAACCAUAUGAUCAUACAGCAGAUUUGUGGGCUCUGGGUUGUAUCCUGUAUGAACUGUUCACUGGACAGCCACCUUUCUAUACCAACAGUAUCUUCCAGCUUGUCAGUCUCAUCAUCAAAGAUCCAGUCAAAUGGCCAAAGAACAUGUCCCCACUUUUCAAAGACUUUUUACAGGGGCUGCUGACCAAAAACCCACAAAAUAGAUUGUCAUGGCCAGACUUAUUGGAUCAUCCUUUUGUGGCAGAAGGGAUCAAUGUCUCUGAAGAAGAUUUAAAUAUGGACAGUCCUUUCACCAAGUCACCUACUGCCUCACUGGUGUUUGCAAAGGAGAAGCAAGCUAAAGAAAAAGCAAAUGUCCCAGGAACAUCUAAGAUUUUAAGUAAGGCCAGAAAAGAUGCUGCCAAGAAGGGUAAGCCAGUAAAGCAGCCUGGGGGAUGGGUUGGUGGAAGCCAGGGAGGAGCUGGAGAGGCCAUGACUACAGCAGACAAAGAAAAAGCAUUGUCACAAGAAUGGAACAAAACAGAAGCCAGCAAGAUGGUGAACCCCACCCCCCGUGCUGAUCGCAUCAGUAAGGACUAUGAAAAAGAGUACCCCAGUAUUGAGGUGGACAGUAGGAGGACACUAAGGAGAAGUCCAGACAGGAAGAACAUAGAGAAUGUCAAACUGGAUGGAGAAGUUGUAGACAGUGAUGAUGAAUGGCAGGCACUAGAGGAUAGGACAGAGUCAGAGGAAGAUGGCAAUAUAGCUUUGAUGAAGAACAAGGCAUUGGUCAACAAGCUGAAGACUCGCCUGCAGACCUCAUCAGUACAGGUUCUGGAUGGUAUGCUGGAAGGGGCAGCCAGACUUAGACCUGUACUCAGAGUGCUGGCUAAUCUUGUCCCUACGAAGGGUGAUUUAGAAACCACUUUAUCAUUCAUCAAAGCUGUUGACAUGCCUUCCCAACAACUCCAACUUAUCAGAGAGGUUGUGAGGAAAGAGAAUGUCUUGAAGCAACCUUGGAGUCAGCAGAUCUUAGUUGACCUGGUGAUUGAUAUACAUGCUUACUUUGCCAUUGAGAUUCUAGAGACAGAAACUGUGAAAAAAGAAAGCCUGGAGCAAUUUUGUGACAACUGUUUCAAGUUUUUUGACUUAGUACCACAACUACUGAGGCAAAAUGUGGAUGAUGACAUGAGGCUCAGACAUCACACAUUCAUGUGUGUUGUUGAUCUAUGUCAAACUAUGGAGGUGCAUUCCAAAAUAGCCAAACCGUUCUUCUCUGGGAUAGCUGAGAAACACACAGCAGUUGUUGAUGCCAUCAUUCUGUGUACAAGUGCUGAAGAGGAGGAAUUGAAAAAGUUGGAAACUGUAACUCAAGGAGAUAAGGCUAUAGCAUGUCAGAGGAUGGGGGACAUGGUACUGUUUGCUAUUAGCAGCCUGGCUGCUCUCACACACAUCCCUCUGGAGGUCCAAGAUGGACUACUCGCUAAAAGAAAGAUUGCUUAUAUUGUUGGUGAAAGGCUUUGUGAUAAGAAGAUGGAACCAGCCACAGAAGAGUUUCUCAGGAUGGUUCGGCAUCCCCAGGCCUGUAGCAUGGUGCUCAAGACUAUAUACUCAGCAUGUCAAAUGUCUCCUUCUCUCUGUGCAUAUCUGGCUAACAGUAAAACACACAUGGAAUCUUUCUUUGGAAUUCUACAAGGAAUGGUUGAAGUAGAAGAUGCAGAAUUGAAUUCCACUUUGGAGAUGACGCUUCACACCUUAAGUGUUAUUGUAAUACAGCUUCAAGAUGUGCCCCCAGAUUUAGAGAAAGCUGGAGACAUGAUGGUGUCCAUAUUUCUCGAGUCUACUUUGGCAAGCCACACUGCUGCUGCUGCCCUGUUAUUUAGCCAGCUUAUCUACUGUAACCUACCAGUUGAAGUACCACCAGAUGGAAUGCUGUCAGCAGCUCUCUCCGUCUUCACUGACCUCUCACAGGUUUGUGUUCGCACCCCAUUUGACUAUGGUGUUCUGGAUGGCAUUCUCCAACUGCUGUGCCAAAUGUUAUCUUCGGAUCAACUUCCAAUGGCCAGAUUGUACAUUGAAAGUGGAAUCUGGAAUGUGUUGAUCCACAGGCUGGCUCAAAUGAUGCAGGUACACAACCCAGAGACAAACAUGCCAGUCCAUGACAUUGAUGCUGAAAUUGGUUGUUCUGAACAAACUGACCAGACUGACUGGACACUUAUCUCACCACAGGGGUUAAUGGCUUCACUACAGGUGGCAGCAGCAGUCUUUACUAAGGAGACCUACCAGUGUGUUCCAAGCCUUGCUAAACCAGACAGUGUACUCACAUUGACUAUACUGCACAUGUACUCAAUGCCUUUCUUAAGGGGCUUGCAGAAAAGCAAUCCAGAUGGACAGAAAAUGGUUGUAGAGACCAUACUAAACCUGACCCAGUUAUGCUGUUUUCCCUUUGCUGUGGACAUGAAUGAAGACUUGUUGGAAGAAAUUUACAACUGUUUUUACAGCCAGGGUCUCAUAUUGAGGCUGCUGUCUGCUUGCAAACACUUCCUCCAGCCUGACCAGAUGGAAAUGCCUGUAGGUCUCAUGGCAAGGCUCACUCUGGGAGAACAGGCUUUUGUACUGCAGUUUGCUGAUUGUGUUGUUGAGCUGGAUGCCCUGUCAUUUGUAUCCGUGUGUGUGUCUCCUGAAAGCCCCCUAUCUGUGAUCUGUGAUAUGGUCUCCAUAUGUAGUCACCUGGCCAGAACCUCACCAGAAUAUGUAGAUCUGUUGCUGAGAAUUUUCCAAGGUUCUGAAGGUGACUGUGCCCCUUUAGCCUCCCUUAUGUGUCACCAGUCCCCAGUGGUACGUUCCAGAGUAUGUAGUAUGAUGGGAAACAUGAUGAAACAUUCCAAUACAUUCUAUACUGUCCUUACUCAAAGGGAAAAACUGUGUUCGAGUUUAGUAAGGUGUCUGGAAGACGAAGAUGCUCAUGUCAGAAUGUGCUCCAGCUAUGCAGUGGGCAAUGCAGGUUAUCACAGUGGAGAAUUAUACCCACAACUGAAGUGUUCCGUCCCAUACCUUAUCACAUUGCUCAGUGAUUCUGUUGCUAAAACUAGAGCUAAUGCUGCAAGUGCCUUAGGUAACCUAGCCAUGCAUUCUCCACAGUUGUGUGAAGAGCUCUCCAAACACAAGGCUGUUCACAGUGUUCUUGAAGUUGCCUGUCAUGACAGUCAGUAUACCGUCCAAGAAAGUGCACUGGCAGCACUGAAAUCCAUGUGUAACCAAACCGAGUUAAAGGCUUUGUUGAAAUCCAUGAAUGCUGUAGAUAAAUUGACCCAGAUGAGUGGCACCACCACCCCAAGACCUAAGAGUGCAGUGUUAGCCAAUAGAAAGAGUGUGGGGGUUACCACUGUCAUGCAUCACUGUCACAAGCUGAUCAAGAUAUUACAGGAAGAUGGCUGAAUCAUUUAAUAAAAAUAAUUCAUUUGAUUUGAGUGCAUAGAUUUUAAAGCAGAAUAGAUUGUGGUGUCCGUGUUUAAGUAAAAGUUGGUUCCCAUUUCUGAAGUAACAGUGAUGUUUUGUGUCAGUUUGAAGUUUUGUCUAGUUAUUAUCCUGGCAAAUCCAGGCAAAUUUGUGUUGACAUUGUGAAGAAAGGCAACUGUCAAAUGUACACAGAUGUUCAGUGAUAUACAGGAAGGCUUUCCUGAUGGCAUUGUAAGCAUGUCAAGUUUUAGAAGAACAACUCUUGCAUGGCGUUAACAUUUUACAUUUUAAGUUUGUAUACACAGGAGUCUGAAAUUAUAUGAUAGGAUAAUUAAUAGGGACAUUGUUCUUUUCAAAUACAUUUCAUCUGUGAAAUAUGAUUGCCCCUCUCAUAGUCUGUACUUAUUUAAAGGAAAUGUUUUUUAUUGUUUUCCUGUUCCCCUUCCAGAUGGUCACAGUUAGUCUUAACCUUUAUUGCUAUAGCCUAUUUUUUUAAAUCAAGUUGACAUUUCACAAGGUAAUAAUGCUAUAGAAUUGGUCUGUUGUUAGUUUAGUCUCAUGUAUUUGAACGUGUGAGAUUGCUCUUUUUCUUUGGUAGGACUUUUGGGCAUGUAGCACUGCCCAUAGUUAUGUAUGGGAGUGAUAUAUUUUUUUGUAACAACAAAAAGAAGGCGGAUUUCAGGAAUUUUAGAACGUUUUACAUUACUGUUAAAAUUACACUGAUUUAGAAUACUUCCUCCCAAACUUGUGUGAAUUACCCCCUUUAACAGUUCUGUUAUAAUAGUAAUUUUUGUUCUCAGUGAUGCUGAAAUUUAGAUUUAUUUGAAGUAUUUUUUUAAUUUAAUUAUUUAUAAAACGUAUUUAAUAUUUGUUAGAAGAGUAAAGGGCAUCUUUGUACAGAUUGCAAAAGAAUAUUCUGUAUUGACAGGCACAGUUUAGUAUUGUAAAUGUAUGUUCUUUAUAAUGCAUCGUCAUUGAUAAACUUAUUUUAAGCGAA
Molecule: messenger RNA, 5162 nt
Organism: Lingula anatina
Lineage: Eukaryota; Metazoa; Brachiopoda; Lingulata; Lingulida; Lingulidae
Product: serine/threonine-protein kinase 36
Biological process (GO): smoothened signaling pathway; protein phosphorylation
Cellular component (GO): cytoplasm
Molecular function (GO): ATP binding; protein kinase activity; protein binding
Source: RefSeq, a predicted model, not a curated record